GGUUUUUGACUUUUGCGUUACUGCUGAUGAAGUCAAUAAGCGAGUCUGGUGGGUAUGUGUCGUUUGGUCUCCCAGAAUUCGAAAACUCUCAAAGAAACAGCGGAUUUUUGAAAAGAUUUGUAAAUAAAUUGACCAGUCGUGCCUCCCUUCACAUAGAGGAUGAUAAAAAUAAGUUUCAGUCCACAAAAGUCACUCAGAUAUCAGCUGAUAGUGUAAGUUUGUUAUUUAUUUGUGCUACUGGUUCUGGGCUGCUUGGCCAUGCUUCACACACAUCGUCAUGACAUCACUAAUUAAUUGUUUUGUAAAAUGUGCCUGUUUAUUCGGUUUACUCUCCACUGUUUUCGUGUUUUAAUAUGCACGUCUUAAUCAAACAGUUAAAUUAAUCUGAAAUUUGAACGGAAAUGAAUAGGGAAUCGUUCAAGGAGAUUUUCAUUAUUUGGUAAAUAAGUAUGCAAAUUUCGUAACAGGAGACAAAAUCAGGGUCAAUUCAUAGGUGCUCUUUAGUUGACCUUAAUAAAUUAGAACGGAUUUCAGAUCAGCCAGUAUAAAAGUAUAGUAUUUUUACGUAGUUUAUAAAUCUCUAGAGGUUAGUAAUGGAUUUGAAGUUGAAGAAACAAUGGUGUAGAUAUUUGGCUUCGUGGAUGAAAAAUAGCUUGGAUAGAUUCUUAUAUACUGGUAAAAAUAGUUUUCCAACCGUCUUUAUGCUUCGUCAAUGUUGUUCGUAUAGAUUAACCUCAAUGGUAAAUACUACAAACACUAAUACGUAUCAGGUGCAUUUUUUUACCAAAAUUCCAUAAAAUGAUCUCCGGAAGGAGCCUUUUUUCCUUAAAGUGCAUUAUUAUUACGACUAAUGGUCACCUUGCUUAUUUAAACCAUGUUUUUCAACCGAGAGUGAUUCUUGACAUCAUACAUCUUCGUCCCUGCACUUUGAUUUUGCUGUUUAAGGCAACCGAAUUCUGGUCAACUUUAUAGCAUUUAUUUCUGUUGUUGUGUAUAACACUGGUUUGUCAUGCACAACUUCACUUUUUGCCCAAAAGCUUACUGUUCCGUGCUUUUUUUAUCAAGGGUUUUCAAAUAGGUACUAAAUUUAGAUCUGGUUUGUCUUAUUUUUAGAUUCAUUUCUUUCUGUAUUGUCCCAUGUGUUUUACCCUACAUGUAUAAUAACUUUCGAAAUCCAACUGAAAGGGUGGGACUUGUUAGUAAGAUCUAUUAUCUAGUGUCUUAAUGCCACUUUUCUAUCUUACCUCUUAAAAAUGCUGCUACUGGAAGGAGUUGGAAUGUAUCCAUGACCUUCAGGUUUUGCGGAAGACGCAUGACGUGCAGUCUAUGCAAAUAUAAUUAUGUUUCUGCACCUCAAAUAUCACUGAAAAUUAUGUGUAUGUGCGUAGGUAAAUGGUAUCUUUAUAAUAUUUGAUUUGUUUGGAAUAUCUAAACGUCACUUGAGAUAAGAGUCUCGGAAAUUCUCUGUUAUGAAUGAUCGACUUACUGUUUAUCGUUUAGUGGACCAACCUCUGAUUUUAAAGUUCCUAGUAGUUUUUGGUUGCGCAACUUCAUAUGUGUACAUACUGAGCCGUGCACCCAGUAAAAAGAGAUUUCUCAACUACCCUACUUAUUCAAUGUACACACGCUAGACGAUUGACCGUAUGCCUAAAAUCAUUGUGUGAUCACACAGUGCAUGAAGAAUAGUUCGCUUGUUGUCAAAUGUUCUCAACAUGCACAUGCAGAUCAAACUACUGUGUUUCACAAAAUUGUAGCUGCUUCCUGUUUAUUAUUUAGUAGCCCCACUAAUUUGUGUACCACAGGUUCUCUGUCUAAACUAAGAAGUGUAUAACUAUACGCGGUUUCGACCCAGGUUUUAUAUUCAUUUUAAACUGUUACCCUUAAAUGAAAAAAAUGAUUGCAUUUUAUAAAUGAGACAUGCUUUGGUCUUUCCAUUUACCAUUUGAUUUUUUCUCAGUAAUACUCACUUUUUAUAAACUUGUUGUGCGGCUGAUAAUUUAUUUUCGAUACAGCUUAUUGCUACUUGAAAAUCUAACAAACUAACUUUCAGGAUAUUAGAAAGAAACUCUUUCGGGUCAAUUAAAAAUUUUAAAUUAUUGGUGGGAUAUAGAAAGAUUGCUAGACAAGCAAUUUUAAACUUAGGGGUAGGGUUCUAGAUGAGAACAAUCGGUCACUUUGUAAACCAGUAUAAACAGGCUGCAACGUGCUAGCUAUUAACUUCUGCGAGUGUCGAUCAAAACGACUACACUUUUGCAAAAGGGUAUCAGGAGUAACGUCUACGCAUAACAUCGGCUAAUAAAUCCCGACUGUUCGUCCAAUCUUAUUCGUAAUCGAAACUCAAUGUUUCGAAUCAGCAAACGUGUUCAUUAUUGAUUGAAAACCUUUGAAGAUACACUAAUUUAUUUUACGGUAAAUGUUAAAAAAUACAUUGCUUCAUCCUUGUUCUGUAUACAUUCAUGUCUUCAAUCCUGUUCAAUUUUAAUGUUCUACUUUCGUCGAUUAUCUACUGCUGAUGCUUUUUUUGUAGCUCCUUUCUUCUGUUCACUUAGUAGUGUUUAAGGUUAGUUAUUACUGCAUUUUAAUUAAAAGGUAGUGUCAGUUAAAGUAACUAAAACACUUCCACAGUUCAUUAAUAUAAAUUGUUGAUAGUUUGUAUUGUAUCUAAAUUUCUGUAGAAAAAUGAAAAUAAACUGUCUCAUAAUAGCCUCUCAGCAUUGGAUGAAAACAUAUCUGACGGAGUGUCUAGUUCUUCUUCACAUAAUCAAUUGCCCGGAUCUAUUCGACCACCUGAAAGACGCUACUGGAUGCAAGAUGAAAAUUGCAAAUUUUGUUUUGAAUGCGGUACACGUUUUACUGCCAUCCGCCGUAAACAUCAUUGCCGUGUUUGUGGGAGGAUAUUUUGUAAUCAGUGCAGUAACCAGAUUGUUGAAGGGACGCAAAUUGGACUUGAUGGUCUUCAACGAGCCUGCAGUUAUUGUGCUGAAACACUAAUUAGUACUAAUACCAAUAAACCAGAACAUUCAUUGGACAAAAAUUCUGUCAGGUCGCUAAAUACAGACAAUAUUCAUGGUUUGAAGAAAAAAAUAAGCUUGAUUGAAAAAACCCAGAGAAACAAUACCCGACCAAAGUCUGUUCCAUCUCAUGUUAGUCAUCUUUCCAAUCUUAAUAUACGCAUGAGUACUGGUUUGUUGAAUAUAUCCAAUUCAAAGGCAUUGCUUACUUCACCUUCAUAUUUGAACAGAAUAGCUGUGGAUUUAGUUAGCCCAAACAAUUCUACUUCUACCAGUUCAGCAUAUGAAUGCAGAGACUUGUUUCCUACAUUUUUCUCAGCAACCUUCCCAAACGGUAAUGAUGCAUCUCCUUCAUUGGAUUCUAUUAGACAAACAAUGCACACCGUUGAAUCUAGUACAUUUGGUGUAAUUCGUCGAACACCGCGCAUAAGUCAGGGUCUAGUUUUAAAUGAAUCGUUGAAUAUAGAUAUUUGCAGUGCCCCAUUCAAAAAAAUUUCUUCAUCUCAUUCGUUUGAAUGUUUACCAAGCAGUGCAUCGCAGUCAUUAUUCAAUCCAUCAUCAGGUCAAGAUAUACUUUAUUUGUGGUCAAGGCUUUGGGCUAAUUCACCAAAGGAUCUUGAGUUUUCAAUUAUCAGUAUUUCACAGUUGACUGCAUCGUCAAAUGGACCAUUAAGUCGUGUACAUAGCCAUUCAAAUGAAAAUUUAACGCAAGACAACAAUUCAUGCAAAUCGUUACAAUUAUUUAGACUGAAAAACGAAUAUGAAGAGUACUACUGUACUUAUGGCCUAGUACUAGUUCAUUGGUUAGUCAAUAAUGUACCAGAAUUGGAACGUUGUAGAAUGAAAGGACGACUGCUCUGCCAGAAAUUUAUGGAAUUUGGUUUACUAACUGAUCUACAAAAUCCUAACUGUAAACAAUUUCAUGACAACUUUACAUUUUAUAAACUAAAGCAGAUUGAUUCAAACAGUCGAUUAUAUGAUCAAACUAAUUCAAGAAGAAAAACUGUGGAUUUUACUUCAUUUUAUAAUAAUUUUAAUGUGAACUCAACUUCUACUAUUGAUACUACUUAUUCAAGUAUACUUGGGAUUCAUGAACCAAAUUGGUUAUUAGAGAUUAAUAGUUCUGAGAAUGAGAGUUCUAGGUCUUCUACACCUUACUUGAUAGAAGGUUUCAAUGAUUUCAAAUCAAAACCACCUGGGGUUCGACCCAGUUUUGAAGUUGGAAAAGAUGUUAGUAGAAUGCGAGAUUGUAGUCUUGAAUCUCUUGGUUCAACACAAAAAUGGAAAUAUACAACACAACCAACAUUAAAUAACCACCAGCAGCCAAUUGAUUUUUCAGUACAGAUGAAUACUGAUGAAUACAUAUGUAACAUGAAGAAUAUCUUUGAUAAACAUAUAUAUCGGUUGGUUUUACAAGAUGUACGAGAUAAUGUCUUAGAUCCUAGCUGGGCAUCAAUUCUAAUUCGUUUAGCAUGGAAUGUUUGUCAAACAGUGCACUUUGAUUUACGAUCAACUGGUUUACGUUAUUUUCAAUUUAAUCGACAACAGAAGCAACAAUCUCAGUCAAAUAAUGAAACCGUUAAAAAUAAUGACGUACAGAAAUCCGUUAUGAAUUCUAAUACUGUCUAUAAACAACAAGUUUACUCACCAAUGGAUAUUCGAUAUUAUGUACAUAUUAAAAAGCUACUGGAUGAAGAUAACAAAAAUUCAGACUUGUUCCCUGGUCUUAUUUUCUCUAAACGUCCAACUCACAAACUAAUGCCAACUGUUUUAAAUAAUCCUCGUAUACUUCUUUUGGAUUCAUCUAUAAGUUAUCAACGUACUACUUCUAAAAUGACGUGGUUAGAAUCUCAGAUCAUGCAAGAAGAAGAAUACAUAACCAAUUGUGUUUGUAAAAUUCUCUGUCUACAUCCUAAUAUUAUAUUCGUCAGUGGAACUGUUUGUUAUUUAGCACAGAAUUUUAUUUUCAAAUCAGGAAUCAUUUUAUUUUCCAAUGUAAAACAAUCGGUGUUGUACCGUAUUGCACGAAUGACGGGUGCCGAUAUCUUGGAUUCAAUUGAUCGUUUAAUGAGCAAUCCUUCAAGAAAAUCAGAUAACAAUACUCAAAAGUCAGCAACUCGUCUUGGUGUUUGUAAUCAUUUUGAAGUUAGACAAUUACAUUUACCAGAUGGUUCUACAAAAUUUCUUACUUUCAUGAAAAAUAAUUCUACCGAAACUGGUUUGGUUCUUGAUUCUAAUCCUAUCCGGUAUAUCACUCAUGAAGCGACUGUUAUUCUACGAGAUAAUGAUCUUGCUUCACUUAUCCGUGCAAAACGUUGUUUUCUAUUUACAUUGCGCUUGUGCUACAAUGCACAGUUAGAAUUGGCUUAUUCAAACAGUGGUCAUAUUUUCCAGCUUCCUCAUUUGUUACUGAAUACGGAUACCCAUUCAAGAUCACGUAUAAAAUCUCUAAAUAAGAUGUGUUUACAAAAUGAUGCUGAAUAUCCACCGUUUCCUUCUCCAGUACCGAGAAAAAAGGCGUUAUCUGACCUCAAUGGUUCAGUUAUUUUUAUUUCUUCUACGAUCGAAAAAACAUCUAUAUCAAACGAUGAAUAUGACAAAAAUCCCUGCUCUGAUUUAGCAAUGUAUCUUCAGGGACGUCUAUUAUCUGUCUCACCAAGUGUUGAAUUUCGUUUACCCUAUUUAGCGUCUAUAGAAGGCCAGUUAUCUUAUUUAUACCCAUACUACACUUAUGUAAUUGACUGGCCAUUAGGACGUAGACUAAAUGAUUUGAUGAAACGGAAAGAAAAAAUUUUAAAUAGCGAAUUGACAGCAUUAAAAUAUGACAUGAUAAAUGAUAAAUUACAUAAUUAUCCAUCGAAACAUAUUUCAAGUAAUGAAUCAUCUCAUCCAUUCACAAAGUGUAAUUUAGAAAUGUUUUCAUCGCCUACUUUAUAUAAUUCAAAAUUAAGUCGUCUUUUACCAUAUUUUCUUAGUGAUAACAAUGACAACAAUGAUAGUUUUAGGAAAAAUAAUUUUGCAAUUGAUGGAUUAAUUAUCUCUGAAACAUUGACAUCAUCUGAUGAAGCCUUGUAUACUGAUUAUAAAGCUAGAGGUUUUAUGAAUAAUAAUAAUAAACAGAAGAACAUUGAAAGUCGUCGUUCAUUUCCACGUCUUUGGGCUGGUAUGAACAGUAUUUUAUCUGGUCAUUGGAAUUCUUUAUUUAAUACAAAACAUUUGAGAUCAUUCAAAUCAGGUUCUACAAUGACAUCAACUACAACUACUGGUUUUACACCUACUUCUAAUGUGCAACUUAUCUCGGAAUCUGAAAGCGUAAAGCGUCUAAGAAGAAGCAUUUUAGAUCCACGUUCAUACCAAUCUUUGAGUUUUCUUGCAAUAUUAUUUACAACAAAAUGUAUUAUGAGACCAGAACCAUGUGUUCCACCUUUGAUUGCUACAGUGGAAUUUUACGGUUCAAAUGAUUUGCCGUUAGGAUUAUUUUUGGAGAAAUUUUGUUUCAUGCAACAACAUUGUCGUAAUCCACUUUGUAAUGUAGUAAUGGCUGAUCAUAUUCAAAGAUUUAUUCAGACUUCAGGAUCAGUACAACUUAUGAUUCGUCAAUUGAUUCAAGAUCCACCUCGAUCAGAAGUGUUAUCAGAUAUACCAAAUCAAGGUAGUAAUGAUGCAAAAUAUCGUCGUCCCUGUCGUAUACAAAUGUGGUUAUUCUGUCCAAUCUGUCGUAUUAAUUCACCUAUCAAACAUAUGUCUGCUGAUACUUGGCAUUUGUCUUUUGUAAAAUUUCUUGAUUUAAUAAUAAAUAGUUCUGACAAUUGGGCUUAUUGUGGUCUAUUCAAUAAAACCUCGGAUGAUGCAGUCAGUGAGGUCAACACAACUGAUGCGUCUAAUGAACUAUCACUUAAUUCAGUAAGACAUGGAAUUGAAAAUCAAACUAUGAGUCCAAUAUUACAAUUCCAGUGCCCACAUUCUGUGUAUAAAUGUUUGGAACAUUGCUUUGCUUUUAAUCGAAAAUUAGCUAUUUUUAAGUAUCAACCGGUUAAUGUUUAUGAAAUUGUUAUGCCUCCAAGUGAAAUUCGUGUGUUCCCGGUGAAAGCCGAUAAUUUGAAGUCGGAAAGUACUCGCAUGUUAACUACGAAAAAACUAACUACUGAAGGUCACAUGAAUACAACUAAUUUGGAAGAUGGUUACUGUGCGGAUAGUACAGAUCAUACUACCGCUAGUGCCACUAAAUCUCAUAGUCAGUCAAAUAAUCACAAGUGGGGAUCAAAAGUUACUAACCUGGAAAAAAGCUCUCAUUUACCAAGUUAUCUCUACACUGAAGCAUCCGACGUUUUAACAAAGUAUUACACUAUAAAUACUGUAAUUAAAUGUCAUAUUGCCAAUCAACAAAAUGAGAAAUUAUCUUGUGAACUGUCCGCUAUGCUCGAAGCCUAUCUAAAAGUUCUUGAAUGUGAUUCCACUCGUAUACUAAUGGAUGAAAGAUCAGAAAUUUUGGAUUUCAUUCUGCAUCCAAGUGACAGUGGUCAAAAGGAAAGGCUUUCUAAUAAACAGUAUAUUGAAGACAUACCAACGGGUAUAUCACAUAGUCUAGGCUCUCUUACAAAGCCUGUAGAAGACGAUUCUGAACCAAACACUGUAGAAAACGAAAAAAUGUCCACAUCUGACAAGCAAACACUAACUACGGAUGAAAAAAUCUCUUGUACGACAACAAUUCAGUCACGUGCUCGAACUCACUCAAAUAGCAUUUCAAGUGUUCAUAAUGGCUCCAGUGAAACUACUGAACAAAGAUAUGAUGUUUCACAAAAUGAAACCAAAUGUCAUAAUUGGUUCAAACUAAUCUCUAGUCUAAACAAUGUUGAACAGGCUUUAAUUGUACAAAGAUUAAUUAAUGAAUUAAAACGUUGGAUGUAUCGAUUUGUUUCAGAUUGGAAUUUCAGAUUUAAUGAAUAUGAAUUAUUAAUGAAACGACUUGAAAAAAAUAUACGCGACAAACGGAAAAAGCCGACAUUAUCCCAUAUUUCUACAACGGUUGCUAAUUCAUCUCUUCACCCAUCACUGAAUCUUCUUUCUCCUUCAGUUCCUUCUCAAGUAACGUUUACAACGUCUGUAUCACCACCACCACCAACAACAACAACAACACCAUUGCCCGUUAGUAGUAUCAUAACUAGUUCAAAGAGUGCAAACAAUCUUCUAGAUUCUACAAAAUCAUCUGAGCACAAUAAUGAUAUGAUUACAAAUCUGUCUUCUUCCAAUAUACCCAUUGAAGUAUCAACAUCUCAAACUAUUUACUUUAAUUCUGUAGAUCAAAAUAUGAACAAAUUUUCAACUGUAAUCGAUUUAAGUAACAACAUUUCAGUUAAUUCAAAAACAUCAUUAAAUAAUGUAUUAACAGUCAGUCAACCAGAACUACUAGUCCAGUCUAUAAAAAGAGACCGUGAAAUGCACAAUUCUAUUGAAAACACUUCAAGUCUUGAUUCUUUUAAGUCUGGUUUCAAUUCAUUUCAUGAUAGUAUUAACCAUGAUUCAAGCCAACAUACAGAAGAUAAUUAUGUAUCUGAUUUGUCUAAGAAUUUACCUAUCUUGGAUCCUUUAAAUUUAAAAGCUGUUUACCAACGACGCGGUCCGGAAAUCUUCAAUACUGAAUCUUCUCAAAAUCAGUCUAACAAAACAGAAUCUUCAGCUCAUCCUAUCCAAAAUGAGAUCUCUAUAGCAAAUAAUUCUUCCUCUUCUGGUGUGCGUCGCUUUAUUCAUAACUUUUUACCAUCAGCUAUGGAUUUAAAAGUAUUUGGCGAACCGGUCCCACCUUACGAACAUCCUCAACUGACCAUAUGUGACGAAAGUUGCAUUAACAUUUUAAAACGUAUUGAAACUACUGUGAAUAAAUCAAAUCAAAUGAAAUUGAAUAGUUGUGAUUAUAGCCGACUGUCUGAGUCUAUCUGUCAAUUAUUGCUUGCACAUCCAGAUGUUUAUGUUAAUGAUCGAGAAUUUACUUCAAUUAUAGCUUUUGCUUUGACUACAAGAGAAUACGAAAGAAAAUUAGUAGAUUUACAUUUUACCUUUCAAGGCUCAUUGCAGCACAGCUCAGAUAUUCAGCUUGGUCAACCUGCUCUUGCUAAUUUUAAGGAUAAUGAGUCAGUUGUUAUAACUGAGAACAUGUCUAGUGCGAAAUGUAUUGAUGAAAAAGAAAAAAGAAACAUUCUGGAUGAUGAAACUUCUCUACCGAAUCCAACUGAUGAUGGUUCUUCUAAAAAGUCAGAAACAUCACAAGAAGAAAGUAACAGAAUAUCAUCUUCAUCAAGUGUAAGUACAUUGCGUGAUCAAAAACCGCCUACACAUACUCAUAAUAUAUCUGCCAGUUCUCACACCACCUCAUUAUCAACACCUACAACUGACAAAUCCAAUGGGUCUCGAAGUCGCCAUAUUAAAAUACAGUUUUCGGAUAGUUCAACUACUUUCUUCUGUUGUGUGUACUAUGCCUCUGAAUUUUUCCGUUUACGUCAACUUAUAAUGCCUAAUGGAGAUCUAUCUUUCAUACAAUCUUUAUCACGAUGCUAUCAAUGGGAUGCACGUGGUGGUAAAUCAGGCUCCUUAUUCAUGAAAACUCGAGAUGAACGUUUUGUUAUUAAAGAACUGUCUUCAAUUGAAAUGAAAACAUUUCAUGAAAUCUCUCAGGAUUAUUUUGACUACCUGAUUACUGCAGCACUUGAACAACGUCUUUGUGUUCUGUCAAGAAUACUAGGCAUUUUUCAUGUUGGAUUUAAAAAUUCUACAUCAGGUGAAGCCCAUCGAUUCGAUGUACUUGUAAUGGAAAAUUUAUAUUAUGGACAUACUCAACUGGCAUAUAUUUAUGACUUGAAAGGCUCACUACGUAAACGACUAGUAGAUGAAUCGUCCAAUAAUGGAAUGAAUGCAAACUCUACUACUACAAAUACUACUAUACCUGCAGACCUAGCACAAACAACUGAUGAAACCACAACUAAUUCCGGUGUUGCAUCGUACCAUUCGUUUACAUGCAAUCAGUCAACAACAGUAUCAGAUAGUGGUUUGACUUCAGAGACAACUACAGUUAAACAUAAUGUACCUGUUCUUCUAGAUCAGAAUUUACUAAAUGCUUCAAUAGAUAAUCCGUUGUAUUUAAGAGUUCAUUCAAAGAAUGCUCUUUCACAUUGUCUAAAUAUGGAUACUGCAUUUUUAGCAAAUCUAUUUAUUAUGGAUUAUUCUCUAUUAGUCGGUGUUGAUACAACAACUAAUCAACUUAUUAUUGGUCUAAUUGAUUAUCUACGUAAAUUUACAUUAGAUAAACGUUUAGAAAUGAUUAUUAAACAAACAAUAACUAGUGCGCAAGGUCCAAUGCCAACUAUAUUAACACCAGAUUUAUAUCGUGAACGUUUUCUUUAUCAAUUGCAUAGUUAUUUUCCAUUAUUACCAGAUCAAUGGUAUGAUAGUUUAGCUGAACAUACUGAAAAUUGGCGUGUAUCAUCUGUUCAACGUAAAUCUUUAUCAGUAAAUAAGACAAAGUGAAUAUUUGAUUUAUUUAUAUUUAUACCAGAAACUGUGAAUAGUAAAUAAUAAGUGAUUACCAUAAAUGAAUAAGAUUAACUUACUUUUAUUAUUAUUACUACUGUCUAAUCCUUAUUUUCUAUUUUUAUGAUUCUAAUCAUAUAUUAUCAUUGAAGCAAACACAGUUGAUAUUUAUUUUUGUCAAUUAUAAUUUCUUGUUUUAUUUUUAGCAUUCUUUUAUUUAUUUCACAAUUUGUCUUUCAUAUUAUAUAAUCGUCUUAUGUAUUUUUGGAGAAUACACUUUCAAAAUUGAAUGCAGUUUUUUCUCAUUGUUACUGACUAUGUUUGGGAUUUGUUCCACUAUUACUGUGAAUGCAGAAUAUUCUUUUAGGGCUGAUCUAGGUAAACGCUUUAACCAAUUAUAGGUAGUGAAAUAGCUGAGUGCAUCAACCACUUCAAUUAUUUCUGAAGUUCUAUCGACCGUGGUGAUUUGGUGUUUGAUGAAAUCGCAGGAUGAUUUCACUUGACCUUCACCAACUUGUUUAUCAGCGCGAUCUGUUUAUUUGAUUUGUUGGAGCUAUUCACUUGAUGGGAUCAAAAGAUACUUUGUUUGGAUGAUUCGUAAUUCUACCAAAGGUGUGUUCCUUU
Molecule: messenger RNA, 11156 nt
Organism: Schistosoma rodhaini
Lineage: Eukaryota; Metazoa; Platyhelminthes; Trematoda; Strigeidida; Schistosomatidae
Source: the annotation of a GenBank genome assembly